Molecule: messenger RNA, 285 nt
Organism: Iphiclides podalirius (scarce swallowtail)
Lineage: Eukaryota; Metazoa; Arthropoda; Insecta; Lepidoptera; Papilionidae
Source: the annotation of a GenBank genome assembly
AUGCUAUGCGCGGCGUGCGCCGUCGACACUGGUGGCGGAUGCACUGGCCGCGCCGGCCGCGCCCGGCCAGAUUUAUACGCGCGAAAGUCGCGCCCGGCCGCGGCGGCGACUCCACCGCGCCUCUAUCCCGGAUCAGAUUUUGGCGCUCCGGCGUCCGGCAGUCGCGUCCGUGACGUCAGCCACGACCUUGGAUGCGUAGGAGUCAGGCAGAAGUGUGGGACACCUCCGGUGUUGCAUAACAAAACGUCCGGCUACAAUGACGACUUGUUGACAAGGAAAGUCCUU